ACAGCAAGAAAAAGUAGGAUAUGUUUAAUCAGACAUUCUGCCACCUUCCAUGUCUCCCCAUCAUCCAUAACCAGUGAGGUGUGCAUGCUUAGAAAGUUCUCCACUCGAAGUGUUGUCGGUAAGGAAAGAAUAAGACUGGUUGUGCAAUCCAGUUAUGAGGCACCUUGUUCCUCUAAGAAUUAUAUACAUGAGCAUGUUUUAAAUGGAACAAAUAGAAGCUACCACUUUCCAACUUACACUUUGAGUUAAUUGGUGGGUUGAUUCUCUUUUUUGUGGCCACUCUGCAGAAUUUGAAGACUCAGAACUGCAUACUUCAAACACAUUACCACCAACCAGAUCCCAGUCAAGAUCAUAAAUGCUAUUUCCCCACACAAUUUAAUUCUCUCGAACUAACCAUUGGAGAUGCUGACAAUUUUAGCACUUGCAAUAAGAUGAUGCUCAGUGUCAGACAGAAGCACCACAGGUAAGGGAGAUAGACGCAGGAGUGCAAGGAGCCCAUCAACCGGCACAUACAUGAGAGAGCAGCUCUCAAAUCCACCAAAAGCCCUGAGAGACUCCAAUCCUUCCUUUAGUCCGAUGCAAAAGACAUGGUGGUAUCUCCUUCUUGCCUUCUUCCAACUCUUCUCCCUAAAAACCUCAGCAUUUAGUAUUGGCAUUGGUGGUGGUGUUGGAGUCUGGAUCAAUGGAAGAGGCACCACUACCACCACAGCCAGCACACAAGCACCACCAACCAGUCCCUCAAAUCCCACCAGCAGCGUGGAGUACACAGCUCUUCAAGCUUGGAAGUCAGCCAUCACAGAGGAUCCAUCAGGAAUCCUAGCCUCCUGGGUUGGUCCGAAUGUAUGCUCAUACAGAGGUGUCUUCUGCUCCGAACCACCUGAGGGCACCUCCUCCUCCUCCUCCUCUGUGGUCGCAGGCAUAGAUCUCAACCAUGCCAGCCUCAAAGGCUCAUUGGUGAAGGAGCUCUCUUUCCUCGCAUAUCUCUCCAUCAUUCACCUAAACAGCAACCGGUUCUCAGGUACAAUUCCAGACUCCUUCAGGGAGCUACAGUACCUCACGGAGCUGGACCUUAGUAACAACCAGUUCUCAGGACCCUUCCCCACCUCCACACUCCGCAUCCCAAACCUCAUCUACCUUGACCUCAGGUUCAACAGCUUCUCAGGUGAAGUCCCAGAUGAGCUCUUUGUGGGAGGUUUGGACGGCAUAUUCCUCAACAACAACCAGUUCGAAGGCCAGAUCCCCAUGAUCCUCUGGAACUCCCCAGCUUCUGUGAUCACCCUGGCCAACAACAACUUCUCUGGAUCCAUCCCGGCCAGCUUUGGCCACGUGGGACCUGGCAUCAGGGAGGUGCUGUUCCUGAACAACGAGCUAACAGGUUGCAUUCCGGAAGGGAUCGGCUUUCUAAGUGAUGUAGAAGUCUUGGAUUUGAGCUUCAAUUCGUUCACAGGCCAUCUCCCAAGCUCCUUGUCAUGCCUUUCUGACAUUGAGGUCCUUAACAUAGCCCACAACCAGUUCUCAGGGGAGCUCCCAGACCUCGUUUGUGACCUCAAGAGUCUCCUAAACCUCACCGUUUCUUACAAUUUCUUUUCUGGGUUCAGCCAGGACUGUGACAAGCUGUUCUUCAGAAAUGUGGGAUUUGAUUUCUCUGGGAACUGCAUACCUGGGAGGGACAUGCAGAGGCCUCCACCUGAGUGCAUGGGGAUUCCUGGAGGUGGACUUAGCUGCCUCAGGAUACCAGCAGCAAAGGCUGUAGCUUGCUCUAGGGCCAUGGUUCAGGGAAGUCGGAUGCCGGCUAUGCCAUACACCUCCCCCACUUCAUUUCCUUCUCUACCAUGAGCUCUACCAGGAUUGCGCUGGACCGGACAGUGUGGUGCAUGGUGAGUUGACAGGCGAACAGUAUGUAAUGUUCUCUUAAAUCAUCUCAAAAAGCAAGCACAAAUUAUUGCGAACUUUCUAAGUUAGUUGGCUCUAGCAUUGUUUUGAGUUGUGAAGAUGAGUCAUUGCAUGCCAUGGUUAAGCUACCAUGGUUUAAUCCUGUAGCACUAAGAGAGAUCUAUCUGUAACAUUAAUUCUAUACAGUGAUCUUAGCUAA
This is a messenger RNA of Musa acuminata AAA Group (dessert banana), 2092 nucleotides long. Its product is annotated as leucine-rich repeat extensin-like protein 4. Gene Ontology annotation, molecular function: protein binding. The record is from RefSeq and is a predicted model, not a curated record. The transcript has a single exon. The coding region runs from base 514 to 1836 and encodes 440 amino acids. Lineage: Eukaryota; Viridiplantae; Streptophyta; Magnoliopsida; Zingiberales; Musaceae.